Amoebophrya sp. A25 is the source of this 8755-nucleotide messenger RNA. The record is from the annotation of a GenBank genome assembly. Lineage: Eukaryota; Dinophyceae; Syndiniales; Amoebophryaceae.
CUUCCUCAAAAAGCAGAGCUGAUAGACGUACACGUAGGACGAAGGCUCAGAUCAUCUGGACGCAGGGAUAUUACUAUCUUCAGGUGGUCGUGGUUACUAUAAUACUGGUCCUAAGAACCUUGACUCUAAGUAGCUCUUCGCGCAGAAGUUAAAGUAAGUGAUAGUUGUAGUUCCUCGUCUUUCUCCACUACUAGUAGUAGAAGAAGAAGAGCAGACUGUCUCCUCACAGAACAAAGAAGAGGCACUUGCUCCUAUGUUUUAGAAGAGGCACAACUUCUACAGUUUCUUCCUUUUAAGUACUGAACAAGAAGAUAAUCUUGCUUGUUCACCACGGUGAGACUACCUCUUAAUUGUCAACAAAGAAACAACUACAAUAUAAUAAAACUACACUAGCUACAUAUCAAAACACUACAAGAACAAGAAGAUAUAUGAUGUAUAACCUUCCACCUGGUGCUGGUGGUGCGCCAGGAGGAGGACCUGGCGGACGAUACCCUCCGAUGUAUCCAGGAGCAGGGAUGGCGGCAGCACCUCCACACCCUGGAAUGUACCCACCUGGGAGUAUGUUCCCGCCACAAAUGGGACCGCCACCGUCAAUGCAAGGAGCAGCAGGGUAUAUUAUGGAUUUCAGAGAUUGAAUUUGAUUUUGAUAGUAUUGAAAUUGCUGCUGGAGGUGUUCUUUUCUGAAGAUCCUCCACGACAAGUUUAGAAAUUCUGGUGAGCAGGAAAUAACGAAUAGUUUAACUCUAUUAAUUGAAUCAUCGUAGUCCGUCUUUCGUUCCUGCGAAAGAAAGUGAAGAAGUUCAUAACAUCUUAUUAUGUCAUACUUUACUCAAAAAAUAACUUCUGAUUUGUUGAUUGUUCUCGGACUACAUUUUCAUCACCUACAACUUCUAAUCGGCUGCCUCCGGGGGCAGGAUUGGGACCUGCGCAAGGAGCACCUCAUCCAAUGCAGGCGCAACAAAUGGCCAUGCACGCGGCAGCCGCUCAGCGUCAAAUGUUCUCACAGCAAAUGGCAAUGCAUCAAGCAGUGGCAGCACAACAACAACAACAACAACAACAGCAUUACCUUUAUGAAUGGUCGAUCUGGAUACGUAGUUGUAGAAUAAGAUCUUCACUUUCUUCCUCAUCUUGUUACCUCAAGUAGUUGAGCAUUCUUUUAUUCGUCGCCAUCUUACGAGGAUGUUCGUGAAGAAUACAAGAAUGAUGAAACUUAGCGGCCCCGAUGUUCUUGAAGUUGAUCAUUCGCAACAAAUACGAGCAAUAGAGGCAUAGAAACACCACCACCACUCUCUCUAAUCUGUGGCCGCUGCGCAGCAGCAGCAGAUGCAUUUAGCAGCUAUGCAUGGACAGGCCACGAGUAGCACUUCGAGUAAGGGUGGAGCGCCAAGACCGCCUCAGCCGAGACCACCUCACGCGAACGGAGGAGGAGCACCUUUGCAACACGGCGUAGGAGCUCUAGAUGGACCGGGCAACCUGAGUAACAUGAACAUGCAGGGACCUCAACACCCACCGCAGCAUGAGCAUCCUCCACUAAAUUUGAUGCCUCCUGGAGCUACUGGAAAGGGUGCUGUAGCACCUCCAAACAAUGUAGCUUUACAACAAGGUCUUAAAGGAGCACCAGCGGCCACUAGUAUUGCGACCACAGACCAGUCGCCUAUCAACCAUCCACAUCAAGGAGGUUCUGGUACAACUGGCUAAGGCUCCUCACCCCUAUCCAUCUUGUUCUGAGGCAUCGUCCUGAAAAGGCUCCUUUUCAGGGGGGAAAAGCGCCCGGGAAGAUGCGUCACAAGAUGGAUAGUACGGGUCCGCUGCUCGUCUAAGAUGGACCGCCAAAUCAAAUUAUGGGUCCGCCAACAACUUCCGGAGGAGCACAAAAUCAAAAAAACGACAAUAGUAUUCCUGGUGCAGGUGGAAUUGUGCAAACAAGAGAGCCACAACAUGCACCGCACCUAAACGAUAGCGCAACAGCACCAGCCCAACAGCACCAGCAACACCAAGCUGCAAUGAUGAAGGGACCGCAGAAAACAGGCAUCGUCGUGUCUUUGGAAGAGGUCUCCUUUUUCCUGGAGGAUAUGGACCGCACAGUGUGGUGGCUUCUGAAAAUAGCCAAAGUAAAGCUCGCUGAAAAUUAAGGCUCAUGAUAUUAAGUAGAAGUUCUUUAAUGUCUAUUGAUUGUUGUCACUAUCUGGUCGUGUAUCUUGUUCCUUCAGCGUCGGGAGCCACUAUGGGGUGCCGAUGGACGCGGCUGAGUGGGGUCUCAACAUGCUCCCCAUCCCUUGACUUCUUAAAGGGGAUGAAAGAAACUAAGGGGGAAAAAGGGCAACUCACUCUCACUCGACCACGGAUAGUGAAAAACUUGCUUUAAGAAAAAAUGCUUCACAGUAGCACCAUGGGCGGCGAAAUGAUGGGGGUGGAGCCUACCACGACGCUCUGUAGUAGGACCUUUGGCACAGAUCCAGAAGGUCUUCUCGUGCGAGGCGACGAGCAGCUGCCUCCGGACCAUAUUAUUAAGGGUAGGUUAAAGGUGCUUUUCUUACCGCUUUUUGUGCCUCUUCUAAGGGAGAAAGGCACUAUAACAAGCGCGGUAAGCGAGCACCAAAAACCUACCUCUAAUAUUAUCAGGCAAGAACCAUGGUAUGCGACUAUGGAGUCGAUCGAAAAAAACGUGCUCGCCCACAUCGAAACUCAUGAACACCAAUUGAGAAGCAAAAUGUUCAUCGUCACGGAACGUACUACUCUUUACUCGUAAAAUAAAUUUUGCAAAAUGUUCAUCGUCACGGAACGUACUACUCUUUACUCUUAAAAUAAAUUUUGCAAAAUGUUCAUCGUCACGGAACGUACUACUUUUUACUCUUAAGAAUUUUUGUAGUAAUUUUUUAGCGCAAUUCCAGCAAUUUCUUUUCCUACUAGUAUUCAGGGUAGGUUAAAGGUGCUUUUCUUACCGCUUUUUAUGCCUCUCCUAAGGGAGAAAGGCAUAACAAGCGGGGUAAGCGAGCACCAAAAACCUACCUCCAGUAGUAGAUGAAAAGGAACGAGAACGUGGUCAAACAUGAAUAUCCGCAUCCCUGCUCCAGAAGGUUGUAGAUGCAAUUGAAACACCAGGCAACAACUACGAUGAAAAUCAUUUUUCAUUACAUUCUACCUCUAGCUGCCUUCUUAUUCUUAAUUAACAGCAACCUAAACUAACACGCCUUCUUAUUCUUAACAGCAACACAAGAACAGCGGGAACUCUUGGACGUGCUCAAGCUUCUGCGGUUCAACAGUGGAGGAAGGAUUAGCAUCUUCGACAUUCCAAGCGUCGAAAUGAAUCAUAAAACGUACUUAAUUCUUUUAUUUUUGCUUUACACGCUUUGGACGAUUUAUGCUAUUUUUGUUCGCAUCUAGUAAGCGGACUGCUCGGCCAUUGUCGGGCCUCCGCUGAUAAUAGGCACCAACUUCCCUUUCGGAAAUUGACCUGCAUAUUUUCGUUGCUAUGUUUUUUAGCGUUGCGCUUCGUGACUUCAUAUCAUUUGAGGCUGCAGAGUGUCAUCGUAUAGUCUAGAGGUUGGUAUGUUAGCCAAUGAUAGACUUCAUGGAAUGGAAUGUUUAUUCAUUUUCUGUUGGGUAUCAACUUCUGCAAGUAGUAGUUACUAGGAGUAGUGCGAGCCUCUAGUUCUUCAACCUAGUGAGCAGUAAAGAUGACAACAAAGAAUAAAUCAAUCACAAUCCACCUGAAGAUCUGUAUUCAAAAACUAAAAAGAACUACAACACAAUAAAAUCUUCAGGUUGUGGUCGUUUUUGCAUGCAGACUUCUUGCAGAUUUUGCCGCAGUUCGCUACUUUUGCCGAUUUGGUGGAGGGUGGCUCAACGAGAGAGAAAUACUUCAUGCAGAGUAUCUCGAUCGUGCCCUACGUGUGUCACACAUCGAGCAAGGAAGGAGACCGGAUCAAGCUCUAUAUUAAGGCUUAUAACAUAACAAGAAUAUUAACUCAUGAGCAUGAUUUAUUUUCAAGGGUCAUCUUCCUUUCUUGUUUCCUUUUGUUCGGAAUACUGAGAGAAAGAUGAAAGAACUAGAACUACCUAUGAAUCAAAUAGAAUUAGAAAUAGAACUACCUAUGAGAAUCAAAUAGAAAUGCUGGUUUGUUUACUAUUUUUGCUCUAAUGAUAGUGUCUGGCACCCAGACAAGAAGCGCCGGCAUUGGAGCUUCGUAACAGGAGACAUUCAGAGGAGUCAUGGCACCGUGGAAAUGGCAGCCAAAAUCCUAUGGCACGAAGCAGUGGGGGUCUUUUAUCAAUGGACAUGGGAAAAAACUUUCAAGAAAGGUACUUGUCCUCGCCAAAGAUGCACACUUCUAGCGACAGAAAUUGUGAAGUGUAGAAAUAAGACUGUUCUCACUCCUCCUCUAACUUGAUCCAUCACCUCCUUAAUAGUAAAACUUGUUUUUUUCACAUUCACAUGAUCUUCAUCUUUUCAUUCUUACAACCUACAACCGGAAGAUACCCCUUGUGUGAGAACGAGGCAGAGGCAUCCUAGUAUCCUAUUCUUCUAUCCUAUCCUAUCCAUAGGUGCUUCUUGCCCUUCGCGCAGUACCACGGCUAGUUCCGAGAGCAGAGGUAAGGACCACCACCAUGGGCCCUCGACUGGGGUGACCGAGAAGGAUUUCUUUCUCUACGUCCACCACGAAAAGGAAGGCUCGAAAUACCAAGUGAGACCUUACCUCUUUUUGAAUGCCAGCGAAGACUUUUACGACCGUACUACUAUAGUCAGCGAAGCCAUUCCCGACAUCGGCUCCCAGGGCCUCAACUGCGUUCGGUACGACGACCUCUUUGACAAGCGCAAGAUGGUUCAUACACAGGGACACUACUACAAGAGCUUUGACGAUAGCUGCUGGCUGGAUUUGGACUGGGAAACGGGACGUCUAAGCAGCAGAAAACAAGGAGAGCGAGGGAAUAUCAACCGCAAUCUUGAAUUAUGGCGAAUCACAUGAAAAAGAAUCUUUUCAUUUCUUGAACGAUAGAGAUAUUAGCUGAAGAUAACAAGUACGAAAUUCAAAUUUGUGCUGCUGGUUGUACCUUUCUUAGUAGAUAGAUAGACUGCUUUUUCUCAUCUUACAAACCUUGCCACUCGUACCCCCACCUCUACCUCCACCAAACUAACGUCGCACGACCAAACCACAACCACCUCAUCUACUAUCACUAUCUUCCUCCUCUAAUCUCCAUCUUGUUUAAGCAGCAACCCAAGAAGCUUUGGAGUGACCUCUUUGGGCAGUUGCUGGGAAAAUCAGAAGCCGACUGCGCCAAUGUCUUGGGUAAGGAUUUGCCGACGCAGCCACCCUUUUCCGCGCACAUGAUUGGCAUUGACAAGGCUGCCAGUACCGAGGACAUCAUCGAAUUCUUCAAGGAUGGCGCGCCACAUUGUACUUUUCACAACAGCUUUAUUAUCGGAAGUUCCAGAUGGCGGAGCCACGACCAUCUUCAGUCUUCGUGUUCGUCUUUUCCCUUUGUGUCAACAACCACUUAGGAUGAGAGAAAUGAUCUGAUGAGUACGACUUCAAUCUAUAAACUUCCAUCCCGCGUCUUCUUUCAUUUUAUAAGGCGAAAAAGAUGCUGCUGUCUUCUAACCACAAUUUCUACUACGACUUCUACUUUUCCUUGUUCUCUACCUCCUAUUUAUAUAAUACUUCAGGCCAAGUCCUCGAAGUGAUCCAAAUGGCGGAGCCACGACAUAGUGCGCGUGUCAAUUUUGUAGAUCAGCCCAGUCUCCGCGCUGGUCUUCGAAAGCAUAAUGAGUAUCUGAAAAGACGGAAAGUCAAGUUGGAAUUGUGGGAGGAUGGAACCUAUUGCGUCCCAGCGAAGGGUGGCGCUGCAGCGACCACCACUGAAACUGAGGGCGGGGACGGUGAUGCCCCUAAACCCGCAAACAAGAGAGACGGACCGGUAUUGCUUUUACUAUUUCGCUUAUAACUAAUAGGAAAUGAUCAUGAUCUUCAAUAUCAAUAUUUUGCAGCUGUGCACUCUUAAGAAAUUCAACAGUUCUUAGUUUUUUACCUUCUAGUCCUAAAAACUAUAACAGAGCGAGUACACUGGUCCGCUCCCAGAGGAAGGUCCUUUUAAGUGCAUUUGCCGCAAUUUGGAUCGCAAUGUGACGGAUAAUGAUUUGGGCUACUUCUUUUGGGAUCGGGAUUGUGAACCUAAAUAUCUCGCCAUGGAGGUCGCCGGCAAGCAUUCAGGCGUCGUCGAAUUCGACUCUCGCGAACAUCUGAUUAAGGCUUUGCCUUUGGAUUUGAUUUUUCUACUAUAAAUCUAAUUCUAUUUCUAAUUCUAAUUUAUCUUUCUUUGUUCAGUGCACGAACAACAACAUCUCUGCAGUACUUAUGUUGUACUUCGUCCUACUACUAGCUACAGUACUCUGCUUGUGCUUUUAUGUGAGCUACAGUACUUGCUUGUGCUUGUGCUACUACAACUAGCUAGAGUACUCUGCUCGAUAGUUAUAAAAAGACAGCGCCGAUCGCGAGAGUACUCGAUAGUUAUAAAAAGACAGCACCGAUCCUGCUAAUUAAAUGUAGAGUGAGUGCAGCUCUACUUCUUGGACACUCUCAUUCGAAGUUCUUCCUCUCAGGUCUUGUUGUUCAAAAAUGAAGUACUUAAGUACAUAUAAAAUGAUACUCUUCUAUGUCUAUUGGACCACGAGAACACCAGCUCUAAUGUGAAAUCAGCCUUGCGUUGGAACGGAGUUUUGUUCAAGGGUCGUGAAAUCUCUAUUCUCUUGUGGACACCGGAGGAUGAGAAGGCGCACGAAGAACGGGAACGCAGUCGCAGUGAAAGAGCUGACAACUCAACGUUUGUCUCAGGCGGUUCGUCAUUCGACAACAAGGAUAGGGAUGGCGGAGGCGGAAAGACAAAACGUGGAGGGGAUGAUAGAGGACAUAAAGGUACUUACUAUAAUUAACUUGUUUUUGGAAAGGUAGAAAAUAGAGCUGUUGAUCAUGUAAAAAUAAAUUUAGAAAAAUUCCUCUACAAGUACAUCAACGACUUUGCUGGUGUUCUUGGUUUGAAAAUAGCUCUACAACUACUUCAACUACUACGAAGAUCCCGACCCAACCCUUACGAAGAUCCCGAGAAAAAUGAUGAACACAACAGGCGACCGCGACUUCCAUCCGCGCGACCGACAGAACAAGGACAAGGGAAAGGGAGGUGGCAAGAGACGUGAAGUGUCCGACUCAGUGUGGGAGCGUGGCAUCAAACCGCAAGAGCAAAAGGGUGGUAAGGAAGGGAAUGGACACCAUCACAACUCCGACAAGGAUCAUGGCGGACGCGGUGGCAAAGGCGAUAGACUCCACAACAACAAAGGCAAUAGUCGCGACCAGCAUCACGAUGCGUCCAAAGCCGAUAAGGAUGACAAUUGGAGACGUGGGGGCUAAGGAGCGUUGUUGAGGCAGAUCACAGUAGGUGGACUGUUAAUUCUAACAAGAGUGCUGAUAGGUAAGUACUAAUAUAGGGGGACAUAAAAAGACACAUUCUUCACCAUGGUCUACAUAUAACCUUCAACACGGCCACCUCCUGGGUUUUUCGUGUACUAGAGAAAGAGAUGCGAAGACAAUUCCAAAAAUUGUUCAUCAAUAGAGAAUCCUUCUGUACAAGAACUUCCUCAUUCACAUUCAGCAUAUUAUGGAAAUACUAGUACAUCUUCUUGGAGGACCUACCCAAUGAGAUCAAAAACAUACUCAUUUCUGGUCAUAAUCAUGAAGCUGUUUGCACUCUACCUCUAGCUACUCCGCACUUGCUGAUCUCAGCAACAUGCCUCUCUAGCAGCAGUGUGCCAGAAGAGGAUGUUGAGCCUGCACCUGAUUGCACUUCAUAGUCGGUCAGGCUCAAUCACAGAUUUGGUGCACAUAUUGGCAAGGCAUGGAGCAGGAAAAAGCAUCACUGCUCUUUUUUGGUGCUGCCUCGUCCCCAAAAAAUGUUUGUCUCCGUCCUAUUCAUUAAAUUUAGUGCAAAUGAAGAUCAAGCUAAAAUUAUUCUACUCCUAGUGCCUUUCGUAACAAGUACACUUUCCAUGAAAUUUGAUAUCUUUUAGUCUACUAGGUAGACUAAAAAUAACCCGAAUAGAUGAACGCACCAACAUCGCAUUUGUCAGCUUAUACUAUCUUAAUUUCAAUUUGUGUUGAAGAUCCCUUCCUUCAUAGUAUAAAUGAGACGAAUUCUAAUACAAUAGAGUGUCUGACUUCAUCAGUAACAAACUGUAUAUGUAGAUGUACAACUUCUAGCAAUACCAUAUUAGUACAUCAACAUGAUCAUGUUGGGUAUUGUUGAGACAGUAUAAUCAAUGCAGAAUCACGGUCAUCAUAUAUCUGAUUUCAUAUCGUCUCCAGGCGGUGCAACAGAUUCCAGAAGGGAAGAUCUGCUGAUGCAAGAAGAGCAGGGGGAUCACCCGAUAAAGCUCUGGUCAAUUUCAUCCCGUUCCCUUUGUAAGACCUCACUCGUCUCAUCUCUCUCCCGCCCUCGCCACGAGAAAAAACCGAAUACACUUGUAAUUAUUAAUUUAGUAUAGAAGACGAGUGUUUCUGUUUGGUACUAAGAUUUGCUUUUGCUUGAUUACAUUUCCUACAAGAAGAACAUGCUUCCUAGUACUACAACAUGUGUAGGUACGUCGCUAUCUACAAAAACAGAACAAAAGAGAAAAGUAGCGUGUGUCUACUCGUCACAGGAAGCAGUGGACUCCUGAUGUCAGGACCUGAGCUGUUCUACUUGUGAGCCGUCGACUAAUAUGCCCGUG